This is a messenger RNA of Dimorphilus gyrociliatus, 988 nucleotides long. NCBI's taxonomy places the organism in Eukaryota, Metazoa, Annelida, Polychaeta, Dinophilidae. The record is from the annotation of a GenBank genome assembly.
CAGACUCGUUCUAGUAGGCUUUCCCGAAACAAUGGCUGCUGUUGUUGCUUGGCUCUACGGUUUUGUGGAGAAAGGACAAAAUCUCCUUGUUGAAAUUUGGAGACAAAUUUUUGUCACUCAAAACCCGUCUCUACAUUAUAAAGCCAAAGCGGAAGCGAAAACUGCUGCCUAUGGCAAAUAUAAUGUUCUGCGAAUCGUAGUUGCCAACGAACUAUUGGAUUGGUCUAUAUCCUAUCCCGAUUAUAAUCCUGUAUAUUUCACUGCUCCUGGAGUCUUGAAAGAUAGUAAGGGUGUUAAACCGAUUUGGGCGGAUGAUGAACCCAUUAAUUGGACACUAACCCCUAAUUGGAAUGCUAUAGAUGAAAUAAAUGGUCACAAAGUAAAUAGAAUAAGCUAUGAGAAGACGUACGACUUUGAGACAACAGAAGGGGACCAGCGUGUACCGUUAAAUCCUAGAGGAAGAAGAGGUAUUAGAGGAAGGGGUGAAUUGGGUAGAUGGGGUCCAAAUCAUGCAGCUGAUCCAAUUGUUACUCGUUGGGCGGAUAGGGAAAAAAGAAUUUUGGAAUUUGUAGCAAUUCAGAGGAGAGACACAGGAGAAUGGGCUAUACCUGGAGGUAUGGUGGACGCAGGAGAAGUCAUCAGUGAAACUCUAAAGCGAGAAUUUUGCGAAGAAGCUCUAGCAUCUUUAGAGGUUAGUGACGAAGAACGUAAACAAUUAAAGGAGAAAAUUGACGAAUUAUUUGCAAAUGGUGAAGAAAUUUACAAAGGUUACGUAGACGAUCCUAGAAAUACGGAUAAUGCUUGGAUGGAAACGGAAGCUUAUAACUUUCACGACGAGGAAGGUUCCAGCUUUUCUAAAAUUGAAUUAAAAGCUGGAGACGAUGCAAAACACGUUCAAUGGAUGCCUAUAACCAGCGAUAUCAAAUUAUACGCAAGCCAUUCGGACUUUGUUCGUAAAGUUGCACAAAGACAUAAUGCAAAUUUGUGA